CCUGCUUCUGCCUCUUUACCCAACACCGUCCCGCACUCUCACUUAACCUCCACAUAGUGCCAGACGGGAAAUUACUUUAAAUACUUUUAAAAAAAAAACUCCGAAUGACAGUUCAUCUGACUCAGUAGCCCAUCGCCCCUGACGACGACGCCGAAGUGUUUUAUUUUCCUUUCUGAUUCUCGGCGGAGCGCAAACAGAGGAGUUACCAAAGUCCCCGACACGUUCCAGCGAUGGUGACUUUACGCACGGGAUUUGAAGGCUAUUUGAACUGACUCCUCUUGUUUGGUCUCGACGCUGAAACUCUCCAUCAUCGCACACAACAAUCUUCAAGUUUGCCAGAAACACGCAGCGAAUGACAAAAAAGUGAAUGCAGGGGACGUUCAUGAAUUUUAAAGUCAUCCAAAAGUGAGAAGAGGGUGUUGGAGUUGAAGUCUCUUAUUUCUGCAGCGGCAGCGGCUUCCUGGAGAUGAGCGCUUUUGUCUGUUGUGUGACCGCUGCGGCUUUAGGCAGAUCCUCCUCUGAUGAGAAUGAUGUCUUCCAUGCGAGAAACGCCUCCCUUCCACCCACCGUCUGAGGAAGAGGAAGUGAUGGGUCAGGACAAUGCGGCCUGGGCCAACGACAAGCGGGAGGGCCCAAAGGAGGCACAGUCUCCCUCUUCGUAUGACCAACCCCACCCGGACGAGCUGCAGCCAAUCAGAGAGAAGCUGACAGAUGCUGAGUGGGAGAACAUGGUGCCUGCUGCAAUGGAUAAUGAAAGCAGUAAAGGAUGCUCAAUCUACUCCUACCGUACUAACUCUACCUCUCCACCCAAGCCAGAGGAAUUUUCCAGGGAUCGCGGGGAGCCAAUGAAUGCUCUCGCCUUCGGGACACCGGAGCGACGCAAAGGAAGCCUGGCAGAUGUGGUGGACACACUGAAACAGAAGAAACUCGUGGAGCUGACCAAGACAGAACAAGAUGAGCCAACUUGCAUGGAGAGACUCCUCUCUAAGGAUUGGAAGGAGCGCGUUGACCGCCUGAAUGCCAACGAAUUGCUGGGAGAGGUCAAAGAUACAGAAAGAGAUGCCCAAGUCCUCCCAGCUUGCAGCGACCCCAGGCUCGAAUCCAGACAACAUUCACUGGUUCAUGUGUGGGAAGCCGGUACGCCAGAGUCGCUGGAGGAGAAGGAGCGCCAGCUUUCCACCAUGAUCGGUCAGCUGAUCAGUCUGAGGGAGCAGCUCCUCUCUGCCCAUGACGAGCAGAAAAAAAUGGCCGCCUCACAGCUGGAGAAGCAGAGACAACAGAUGGAGCUGGCCAGGCAGCAGCAGGAGCAGAUCGCCAGACAGCAGCAGCAGCUCCUGCAGCAGCAGCACAAGAUAAACAUUCUUCAACAGCAGAUCCAGGUUCAGGGUCACAUGCCUCCUCUGAUGAUCCCAGUGUUUCCUCACGACCAGCGGUCUCUGGCUGCUGCGGCUGCUGCACAGCAAGGCUUCCUCUUCCCACCGGGCAUGUCCUACAAGCCAGGUGAGAAUUACCCCAUGCAGUUCAUUCCAUCUACAAUGGCAGCUGCAGCAGCGUCUGGACUCAGCCCGUUACAACUACAGCAGCUGUAUGCCGCCCAGCUGGCAAGCAUGCAGAUCUCACCAGGAGCCAAGAUGACUCCCCUCCCGCAGGCUCCCAAUCCCUCCAGUCCCCUUUCCCCCUCUGCCCUGAAGAGCGAGAAGCGAGCAUCCAGUCCUAUCGUUCAUAUUAAGGAGGAAGGAUCCACACAGCCAUUGAACCUCUCAGCUAGACCCAAGACAGCCGAGCCUCUACGCUCCCCAACAUCUCCGACACAGGGUCUGUUCUCUGGAAACAAGACCAGCCCUUCAGGCAUGGGCAAGGGCCGCAUCCCAAGCCCCAUCCCCACCAUGGGCAGGAACACCUCUCUGGACAUCCUGUCCAGCCUCAACUCCACGGCACUCUUUGGGGACCAGGAUGCGGUGAUGAAGGCCAUCCAAGAGGCCAGGAGCAUGAGGGAGCAGAUCCAGAGGGAGCAGCUCCACCAGCAGCAGCAGCAGCAGCCAGGGCACCAGAGUCUGGAGGCCAAACUGUCCGCCCUCAGCAGCAUGAGCCUCAACAACGGCAACAAGUCCUUUGUUAGGCGGUUGCUUCCUGCGGUGAGCAUGGCACUGCCCAGGCACAUGUUCUGUGGUGGGCCUGAUUACAGCCCUGCCGUAGUGCUGACAUUGGCCCGCGCCGACUCCUCAUCUGAGCGUCUUCACUAUGAGACGCUGAGCCAGCACCUGGGGAAGCUCGGGGAGGAUGCUGGGAAAAUGGUCCAUCGAGUCAUUGACCUGACAAGACCAGAAGAUCUGGAUGGGAAUAAUAUCACAGAGGCACGAGUGUUCAGGGAAGCACGGGGCAGGAACAACAGCGAGCCCCACAUCAAGAGGCCCAUGAACGCCUUCAUGGUGUGGGCCAAAGACGAGAGGAGGAAAAUCCUGCAGACCUUCCCCGACAUGCACAACUCUAACAUCAGCAAGAUCCUUGGCUCUCGCUGGAAAGCCAUGACCAACCAAGAGAAGCAGCCAUACUAUGAGGAGCAGGCCCGCUUGAGCAAGAUCCAUUUGGAGAAAUAUCCCAACUACAAGUACAAGCCACGGCCCAAGAGAACCUGCAUCAUCGACGGCAAGAAGCUACGCAUCGGAGAGUACAAGCAGAUGAUGCGGUCACGACGUCAGGAGAUGAGACAGUUUUUUGUGGGGCCUCAGCCACCGAUUCCUCUUGGCAACAGCCCGGGCGGUGUAGGAGUUUACCCAGGUGCCAUAACCAUGGCAACGACAGCCACACCAUCCCCACACCUGACCUCAGACUGCUCCAGCAACUCAGCCAGCCCCGAACCCACCAUCCCUGUCAUUCAGAGCACGUACGGGGUGAAGUCCGAGCCUGGCAGCAGAGGCAACAAUGGCGGUGGGGUCGGAGCCUUGGAUCUGCCCAGCGACCCCACCAAUGGAGACGAUGACAUGGACAUGUACGAGGACUUUGAGGACGAGCCCAAAUCAGACUAUAGCAGCGACCACGAGACACGGGAGGCCGUCAGUGCCAACUGAGUGUACUCAGGGUCUCAGAUGUAAAAAGAGAAAAAAAUAACUCCUGUUAUACUCAAAGACACUUUUUAAAAACACAGUUUAUUACAGAGACCCUUCAGGCAGACCUUCAGGACAUGUUGCGUCAUGCACUGAGCAUGCCCAGACAGGAUUCAAACUCUGUGGACAUGCUCCGAAAGUGAGAAAAGAAAGAAGAGAAGAAGAGGGCUGGUGGGAAAAAUGUGACCCAAGAAAACAACCUGAACAGACAUUCAGACAACUUACUGACAAUGAACUUCAGUUUCCUACACUUCGACAAUCUUAACAGGAGCAAAUAAGAGUUAGACAAGAGAGAGAGAGAGAGAGAGAGAGAGAGAGAGAGAGAGAGAGAGAGAGAGAGAGAAUGGGACAAAGAACAAAUGAGCAACGAACACAUUGCUGUGUGGUUUGUAAAGAGCAUGCAUGGAUUUUGAAGCAUCAGGAGUUGGUCUUCAACAGCUAUUUGGUCUUAAAUGUUUAAGGAGUGAUUUAGUUUUCAUCAUUAUGUAUUUACUUUUUUGUGGGUUUUUUUUCCUUUUUGUUUUUGUUAUAUAGACUUUUUUCUGACAGGUCACUGCCUGUACAAACUCUGGACUGUCGGAACUUGAAAUUUGAAAAGUUUUAAUAUAAAUCCUAGCUAUUGUAAUCUUAUAGUCUUACUUUUGUUUCUUAUGAAUACAGUGCAUCUACAUAAUUUUUUUCUGACAAACUGCUUACCUUACAUUACUGUUUUUUUUAUAUCCCAGCUCAGGUAUGAUGUGCCAGCUUGUGAAUGUGUUUUUGUUUUGUUUUGUUUGUUUUCAUACAAAAAGCAAAAAGAGUGGUAGGACUUUUCAAUGAAAUAAAGGGAGCAAAAUCCCUUAUCACAUUAUUAUUAUUAUUAUUAUUAUUAUUAUUAUUAUUAUUAAGUAAUUAAGUACCCAGUCAUUGUACAAAUUUACUUCAAAUGUGCCAAACCUACAUUCACAUUCACUCUGGAUGUUGUAGUCUUAACUUCCAAUGCUGCAAAAAGUCUUAUACAAUCAGCUUUUUCUAUCUGAUGAGAUGAGUUCCUACUCAGUAACUGCUGGCUCCCCUCCUGGCCCAGUAACAAGCAGAGCUCAGGGAGGAUGUGUUUUCAUCACACUCGUUCAGACUCACACACACACACACACACACACACACACACACACACACACACACACACACACACAGAUACACACUUUGUGUCGCUCUCUGGCAGCCCCUUCAGCUUUGAGAUGUAGUCAGAAGAGCAGCAUCGAAUGCUUCAGUUCCACUGCAUUGGUGCUUUCAUGAACCACACUGACCAUAGUUCCUUGAGGCCAAACACUUGUGCACAUUGUGCAAGAAGUGCAGUACGGUGUAACCAAACACCGGCAUUUAGUAUUUGAGUCUUUCCCUUUCAAUCUGGCUACAGUUAUAGACAUUUUUUGGCUUGAUUUGUGCUUAGACACUAAGAGUCUUUUAAGUGUACCUUUAGCUCUCUUCAUUCAGCAUCAUAUUAAAGGGGAUGAGCAGCCCCAGAUUUAGCCUACUGUAGGAUAAGAGUUUAAUAUUCUGGAUCCCUUCACUGUAUUUUGAAUUGUGUUUUGAAUUGGUACAAAAAUGUACAAAAUGUUACUAUUUUUAUUAGCCUGUUAAUAUUUGUAAAUGUCUUCUCAUCAUCACGUGGGAAAGAUACACCAAGCUUGUGUUUUAAAAAAUACUUUAUAUAGUUGCAAAAAAAUGGGUUUAAUAGUCUGUUAUUUCAAAAAGGGUACAUUUUUCUACGUUGCAUGUAUAUUUUGAUGACAAGUAAGUUAUUAAGACAAGAAUGGAGGGAAAAAAAGGUAUAUAAUUCUGAAUCAGCUUCUCAGUCAACCACCCCAGUCAGAGCACACAAGUUUUUCCACAGUCUGAAGAGAGUUGUUCCUCUUUCGUCUUGGUGCGGCCCAGUGGCCAGCGCCAUGCUGGGUGUGCAUGCUUUUUCCUCUAUUUUACUCAAAUGUCACAUUCUUUCUCUGAAGACACAUCAUAUUCUUUCUUUGUCUCUCUUCACCACUCUGCAAUUUUGAACAUAUUUCCAUUUUCAACACCUGUGACCUCAGGUUGUUUCUGGUUGCUCUGCUUAGCUGUCAGCUGUUUAACACGUCUUCUGACUCCAUAUUUCUCUUCGUGACCAUAUCUGGCAGAUUUUACUUGGAAAAGCUUCACAAGCUGGGACUGAACAUUGGUUUUCGCUUGCAUCACAGGAAAAAAGCCUCAUGCAUAGACAUUUCUGUUAGUGUUAAACACAUCCUAAGCACUGGAUAUAAAUUUGUUUUUUUUUAGUUUUUUUUUAGUAUUAACUAAUGUGAAGUUGUUGUUUGAUUUUCAACAUGAUAAAUUAGAACAGUCAAAAGUCACAUGCUCAGACUUUAUAGGAAGCCUUGUACAUGCCAGGCCCAAGUAAAUUGCCAUUUCUUUGGAAGCACUUCAUUUAUUGAAGCAAGUUUUGUUGCCGCAGCUCUAGUGCCGCCUAAGGGGGUCACAUCACCUCUGAUCUCUUUAACCUCAUGCUCUUGUCAGUUGUGACCUGCAGAAGCAGAAUUAACGUUUCCUGGUCGGACACAUUUUGUGAUAAGUAUUGUAUUUGAAAUUCAAUUGUGCGUUUUAACAUUUCAUUGUAUUUAUUAGCCAGCUUUGGCUCUAAAAGUGUCAGUACAACUUGGUGAGAAAGACAAUCAAAAAAAUAAAUAAAUAAAGAAAAGGAAAAGAAAUGAGACUUUUCUUACAAAUCUGUCA
Dicentrarchus labrax (European seabass) is the source of this 5846-nucleotide messenger RNA. Its product is annotated as transcription factor SOX-6. Gene Ontology annotation, molecular function: RNA polymerase II cis-regulatory region sequence-specific DNA binding; DNA-binding transcription factor activity, RNA polymerase II-specific. Gene Ontology annotation, cellular component: nucleus. The record is from RefSeq and is a predicted model, not a curated record. Lineage: Eukaryota; Metazoa; Chordata; Actinopteri; Moronidae. The coding region runs from base 522 to 3068 and encodes 848 amino acids. Gene Ontology annotation, biological process: central nervous system development; regulation of transcription by RNA polymerase II; positive regulation of chondrocyte differentiation. The transcript is spliced from 19 exons.